Molecule: messenger RNA, 1551 nt
Organism: Pediculus humanus corporis (human body louse)
Lineage: Eukaryota; Metazoa; Arthropoda; Insecta; Psocodea; Pediculidae
Exons: 5
Coding region: 1-1551 (516 amino acids)
Molecular function (GO): protein binding
Source: RefSeq, a predicted model, not a curated record
AUGGACCUUCCUCAAGUAUGCAUUGAAGAAAUUUUUAGAAAAUUAACGUAUGCCGAAAUAUCGCACGUGAGCGCCACGUGUAAAUUUUUCCGUGAAAUCGCCAAAACGAUAUUUCGGUUGUAUUUUAAAAAAAUCGAAAACGUUAUAGAAAUUGAAAUGGAAAAAUUAGAAAACGAAGCUUGCAAAAGUGGAAACAAUUUAACCAUCGCCGAUCAUUUACAUCUCGCACUUUUACAUUCCGUUUUAAGAAUCAUAUUGUCCGAAGCGAAAAUGUUAAACGCACACUGUUGGAGAUACAUGAAAAAUUCAAAUUACGAUUUUUGCUUUCCCGCCGGCAUAAUAUUGGACGAAUUCGAAAGGAUACUACGUAAGGUCAGAGAUAAAACAUUGAAAAAAGACAUGGAACCGGAAAUAACGACGACAUUGUUUCACUUGGGCGAAACUUUUUACGAUCAUUUCGAUUUUAAAAUCGAAAAUAAUUUUCAUCAAUCGUCCGAACUCCGUGUCAAAAUAACAUCCGAAACGAAUCGGCAAACCUUUCUACCCAACCUUUGCAAUUUCGUAUCGAACAUGACGAGAGAGAAUUUACUCAAGGAAAUACAAAAAUAUUUGAGAAAACCUCAGAGUCAAGAUGAUGGAGAUGAUGACAAUUCGUCUUGUUCGAACGAUAAAAAUUUCGAUAAAAUCAAUAAUAAUAAUAAUAAUAAUAAUAAUAAGAAAACAAUGGGGAGUGAUAAAAAUCCCACGGGAUUUUACGACGAAAACAACAACGUCAAAGUAUUAGAUAUAUUAAAUUGCUGCGCUUCGAGUAAUUUUCAAACUUUUAUUUUUCGAAAUUGUAACGCGGAAGGUUUUAAAUUAAAUACAGACUACGAAAUGAGGGAUAUAAACGUUUUGGAGGCGUUGCCAACGAAACAAUUAAGUAAAAUAUGUAGGUAUAUAAGAAAUAAUGUCAGGUGGACAAAUUUAUUUCAUCCCCUACAAGACCUUUGGAAACUAGAAGAUGCCAUAGAUAUCAAUUCAAAUAUUGAAACAGCCUCAGCAUUGCUCAGACAUUGGAAAUUUCAAAGAUCAUCUAGAUCUCACAUGGAUGAGAGUGUUAAUGAAAUUUACGAAUACAAUUAUCAAAAGAUAAUUAGUCGAUUUAAAAAUCGUUUUGGACUAUUGGUAUUGGCUUCAUUGGAAUGUCCGACUUUGUGCCACAUCCCGUUGAAAAUACAGAAAACAUUAGAAGAUGGUAAUUUUAAAAGUGAAAAAAUAAUAAAUGAAAAAAAUUUAGGAACAAAUAUACCCCUCGAAUGUUUUGAUUAUGGAAAUUCAAUACAAACAAUAAAUAUAGAAAAAUGGGAAGAAAAAAUAUCGACUUAUAAAUUUCAUUUGGAAUUAAAAAUACAAUACCCCUCUUUUUUAAGCGAAACAGUGAGAGAAGCUAUAUUAAAGGUAGAUCAAAUCGGUGAACAAACCACUUUUACAACUGAUGGAGAUGACAUGAGAAAAUCGGCAACCUAUAGGGUAGAUAAUGAAAAUUUUGAUUACGAAUUAAAUCCAUAA